Cyclopterus lumpus (lumpfish) is the source of this 2552-nucleotide messenger RNA. It is a transcript of the gene tmed9, whose product is annotated as transmembrane p24 trafficking protein 9. Lineage: Eukaryota; Metazoa; Chordata; Actinopteri; Perciformes; Cyclopteridae. The record is from RefSeq and is a predicted model, not a curated record. Gene Ontology annotation, cellular component: Golgi apparatus; endoplasmic reticulum-Golgi intermediate compartment; COPII-coated ER to Golgi transport vesicle. The transcript is spliced from 5 exons. Gene Ontology annotation, biological process: COPI coating of Golgi vesicle; Golgi organization; endoplasmic reticulum to Golgi vesicle-mediated transport. The coding region runs from base 49 to 720 and encodes 223 amino acids.
ACUCAGUGCGUCGCUCUGCUCUCUCUCUCGCUCCCCGCAGGAAGGAAGAUGGCGUCUGUCAGGAUGCGGUCGUGUGUGUCGUCGGUUCUCCUCCUGAAUGUCUUGUUCGGCGCCGUGUCCGCGCUGUAUUUCCACAUCGGAGAGACGGAGAAGAAGUGUUUCAUCGAGGAGAUCCCGGACGAGACGAUGAUCAUCGGUAACUACCGGACUCAGCUGUACGAUAAACAGAGAGAAGAGUACAUGCCGGCCACUCAGGGUCUGGGGAUGUUUGUGGAGGUCAAAGACCCUGAUGACAAGGUGAUCCUGUCUCGGCAGUACGGCUCAGAGGGGAGGUUCACCUUCACGUCGCACACACCUGGAGAGCACCAGAUCUGCCUGCACUCCAACUCCUCCAAGUUCGCCCUGUUCGCCGGAGGCAUGCUGAGGGUGCACCUGGACAUCCAGGUGGGAGAACACGCCAACAACUACGCCGAGAUCGCUGCCAAAGACAAGCUGACGGAGCUGCAGCUGAGAGUCCGGCAGCUGGUGGAGCAGGUGGACCAGAUCCAGAAGGAGCAGAACUACCAGAGGUACCGCGAGGAGCGUUUCCGUCAGACCAGCGAGAGCACCAACCAGCGGGUCCUGUGGUGGUCCAUCGUCCAGACCCUGAUCCUGGUGGCCAUCGGCAUCUGGCAGAUGAGACACCUCAAGAGCUUCUUCGAGGCCAAGAAGCUGGUGUAGCGUGUGUGCGUGUGUGUGUGCGUGCGUGUGUGUGUGCGUGUGCGUGUGUGCGUGUGCGUGUGCGUGUGUGUGUGUGCGCGUGUGUGUGUGUGCGUGUGUGUGCGUGUGUGUGUGUGCGCGUGUGCGUGUGCGUGUGUGUCGCUGCUGUCGGGAGGAAAUCAAACUGCUGAGGAGACGAGAGAGAAGCAGCUUCAAGGUCGACCUGAAGACCACGUCGUUAGUUCUUUGAUGUUCUCGUUGUUUUCUCACCUGUAUUUAUUACACCGAGGUUGUCAUGGUGACGGCCGAGAGGAUCUCACGGUGUGUCACCGGCCACUGGAGAUGGUUGUCAUGGUGACGGCCGCGAGGAGCUCACGGUGUGUCACCGGCCACUGGAGAUGGUUGUCAUGGUGACGGCCGCGAGGAGCUCACGGUGUGUUACCGGCCACUGGAGAUGGUUGUCAUGGUGACGGCCGCGAGGAGCUCACGGUGUGUCACCGGCCAUUAGAGAUGGUUGUCAUGGUGACGGCCGCGAGGAGCUCACGGUGUGUUACCGGCCACUAGAGAUGGUUGUCAUGGUGACGGCCGCGAGGAGCUCACGGUGUGUCACCGGCCACUAGAGAUGGUUGUCAUGGUGACGGCCGCGAGGAGCUCACGGUGUGUCACCGGCCACUGGAGAUGUUUUUUCAAAGCAAAAGCAGAAAUUAUAAUCUGGAUUCAACUGUAAAUUCAUUUUGUGAAACAUUUUCUGGAGAUUCUGCAACAAAAGUAAAAAGAUGACGGCUUUCCUACGUUGUUGUUGUUGUUGUUGUUUGCUCGAAGUUCACUAUAGGUAUUCGUGUGCUGCAUCUUUUCGGGUUCAGUUCUGGUAGUUAGAUUAUGAACACAGUCGGCCAUCAGACCUUAUGACCUCUGACCUCUGAACUGGUGUUCUCACUAAUUUGGGCUUCAACACCAACGAAGAUCUAAAUACCUGAAAACGAGGAUGCUGAUGCACUCAACAACAACAACAACAACAACACAGCUUCAGUUUCCACCUGAAGAUGAUAUUUAUAUAUUUAUUCUCUUCAAACACACCAAACCUCUUUCAUAAAAACAGUCAAUUAAGAGGUUUGGUGUGUUUGAAGAGAAUAAAUCUCUAAAUAUCAUCUUCAGGUAAAGAGUACUUUGUACUGCAGUACAACACAGAAGUACUUCAUCCACCUGUACUGUCACAGAACCCUCAGACCUAGAGGGGUGAAACGUCCCCUUUAAACAUUAUUAUUUAGUUCCAUUAAACAUUAUUAUUUAGUUCCAUUGACCAGGGGGACGUUUCUUCUCGUGUUUCAGUGAAACUCGUCCAGACGAGAACAAACAAACUGAACGGAACCUUUAAAUCUUCUGCUGGUGAUUCAUCUUAAAAGCCACCGUCGCUUUAAAAGAGAAAAAAACAACUGAAGAUGACAAUAAUAAUAAUCAUAAUAAUAAUCUGCCAAUCGUGGGUUCUUUAGCUGAGAUGCCAACGAGCACAUUUAUUACAUGUCCAUGGUUGACGAGCAGCUCCUGAACUGGGAGAACUGGUUUGACAGUGAAUGAAUGAAACGUUUGUUUCUCUUUUCGGGGACAAAAUCGCGACCCGUCAAAAUAAAGUUUAAGUUCUCAGUCGGACUGGAACCUCUUAAAUAAAGGUUCUACUUCCUUCUCCCUUCUUUCCUUCUUCUUCUCUGGUGGGUUUAUGUUUCAGACAUGUUUUGGGUUAGAAUCUGAAUCGGUUGGUUUUGUGUUUCUUGAUUUAAUUUAAUUUCUUUUGGAGAUCUUCUUACGUGUGAAACCGUCUCAAACUUGCACUCGGAAUAAAGUUUUGUCACAUUUGG